GGUUACUGCGAGCGCACCCAUUUAGCAGGAAGUGAAGGGACCUGGUUUCCGGUGUUAGAGAGGAGUUGUCUAAGGUUUUGUUGACGGGGUCGCGGCAGAUUCUCCAGACGCCAUGGGGAAGAGGCAGCACCAGAAAGAUAAGAUGUACAUCACCUGUACAGAAUAUACCAACUUCUAUGGUGGCAAGAAAGCAGUUAUUCCACAAGCCAACUUCCGCCGCUUGGCUUUUGAUCACUGCAGCUUGUCCCUUCAACCCUUUGAGUACCCAGUGUGUACACCUGACGGAAUGGUGUUUGAUCUCCUGUGUAUCAUUCCAUGGAUAAAGAAAUUUGGAACCCAUCCAACCACUGGUGAGAAAUUGGAUGUUAAAUCUCUCAUUAAGUUGAACUACCAUAAAAACAAUGAAGGAAAGUACCACUGCCCAGUGAUGUACUCUGUCUUCACAAACAACUCUCAUAUAUUGGCAAUCAAGUCUUCAGGAAAUGUCUAUUCACAUGAGGCUGUGGAGCAGUUGAACAUUAAGACCAAGAAUUUUAAAGAUCUGCUAAAUGACGAACCUUUUACUCGGCAAGACAUCAUCACACUGCAAGAUCCAUCCAAUGUGGACAAGUUUAAUGUUUCAAAUUUUUUCCAUGUCAAAAGUGGCCUGAAGGUUCCUGAUCCAGAUGAGGAGAAAGCAAAGUCAGACCCAUCCUACUAUCUCAAAUCCACCAGUCUGGAGCUGAGGGAAACUCUGACUGAGCUGUACAGAGAUUAUAAAGGCGAUGAAAUGCUGGCAUCUAUCAUGAAAGAACCAGCGAAAAAGAAAGUGGAUAAAAUAAAUGCGGCACAUUAUUCUACAGGAAAAGUCUCAGCUUCCUUCACAUCCACAGCAGUGAUGCCUGAAACUACACAAGAAGCAGCGGCAUUUGAUGAUGACCAGGUCCGUUACCGCUACGUCAAAAAGAAGGGCUAUGUCCGACUCCACACAAACAAAGGGGAUCUGAACUUGGAGCUGCAUUGUGAAAUGACCCCAAAGGCAUGUGAAAAUUUCAUCAAAUUGUGCAAAAAGGGAUAUUAUGAUGGAACAAAAUUUCACAGAUCUAUCCGGAACUUCAUGAUUCAAGGAGGUGACCCAACUGGUACCGGCACUGGUGGAGAGUCGUACUGGGGAAAACCUUUCAAGGAUGAGUUCAAGCCCAAUCUCUCUCAUGCAGGUCGCGGCAUCCUUAGUAUGGCCAACUCAGGACCCAACACCAACAAGUCACAAUUCUUCAUUACAUUCCGCUCUUGUGUCUACCUGGACAAGAAGCACACAGUCUUUGGAAGAGUAGUCGGUGGCUUUGAGACAUUAACAGCCAUGGAGAACGUGGAGAGUGAUGUGAAGACUGACCUGCCAAAGGAAGAGAUCAGAAUUGAGAGCACAGCAGUGUUUGUGGAUCCUUUUGAAGAAGCAGAUCUUCUGAUUGCAGCAGAAAGGGAGAAAAAUAGGAAUGAGGAAGAGGAGGAAAAGGCCAAAGCGAAGCCAGUUGAGCCUAAAAGCAGUAAGAGUACAGCCCCAAAAACCUACCGACAAGGAGUUGGAAAAUAUAUUGACAUGGGAGCUAAAAAACGGGUAGCGGAGGAUCAGGACAGCAGCCCGUCAACCAGUAGCAACAAGAAAACCAAAGGGAUCACGGGUUUCGGUGACUUUAGCUCAUGGUAAAGCUUGGCCUAAACAGCAACCGUUUAAGAGGAGAGAACACCAAGCAGCAGUGCUGGCUGCCCACUUUCCACGUUCAAAAGAAACUCUAAAAGAUCUGCAGAUGGUCAAAUGUGUGACUGAUUUUCCACCAGAGCGCUCUUCCUCCGCUAACUAAAAGUGGUAUGAGAUGGAAAAAUCCGUGAAUAAUCUUAAGCAAUGCCCAAGUUUCCAUCCUAGCACAGAACGAGAAUUUUAUUUCCUUGCUGAGACCACAUUCUGGAUUUUGGUAAACUUUAUAUUUGCAGACGAUGGGACUAGCCAAUUUUCUCAUGAAAUACUUUUUUUCUAUGUGGUUUCAAUUAAAGUCGGUUGGAUUUCUAGCUGAUAUGAUUUAAUCUGUUCUUUGCAUGUCUGAGCAGCUAUGUGAUGGUCUAAGACUGAUUAUGGUUAAGUGAUAUGUUGGUGAAUAGACAUCAUUUGAUUGUGUCAUUGAUGACUCCUUCUAUAACAUUUUGGAAGGUAUUUGAUGGGACUGUGAUUGCUAGUGUUGGAUUUGUCUUGCUUUUUUUCUGAACAGGCCUUACUUAGCAAUUAAGGGGAAGACUCUCCAAUGAUGUGAGACAUACCUUGCACAAAAAUGGUUGUGGUCAUUGGAGAACAGGCAUCCCAGUCCUGGGAUGUCACUGCAGAAGUUCCUCAGAACAACUAGCUUCAGCUGCUUCAUCAAUAAUCUUCCUUCCAGCAUAGCUGCAGAAGUGGGCAUGUCCAGUGAUGAUUUGCACAGUGUUCACUUCUACUUGCAACUCCUCAAAACAUGAAGCAGCCCAUUCCUGCACGCAGCAAGUCCCAGACAGCAUUCAGGCUUGGGCUGAUAAGUUUUAAGUAACAUUUGCCAAGUAUCUCCAACAGGAGAGAGAGUUUAACCACCCGUCCUUGAAAUCCAAUUGCCUUAUCAUCACAUCCUCAAACAUUAAUUUUGGUGGAAUAACCAUUGACCAGAAACUCACUGAGCAAACCACAUAGCCACUGUGGCUUCAAGAGCAGGUUAGUUACUUUAUCCCACAGUGAUUAACUCAUCUCCUGAUGUAUUAAAGCCUUUCUAUAAGGCAGAAGUCAGGAGUGUGAUGGAAUACUUUCUUCUUGCCUGGAUGAGUGCAACUCAAACAACACUCAAAAAGUUCAAUAUAUCCAGGUCAAAGCAGCCUGCUUGAUUAGCACUCCAUUCACCACCCUAAAUGUUCAUUUCCUUUUUCACUGGUGCACUGUGAAUGCAGUGUGACCAUCUACAAAAUGCACUGCAGUUAUACUCCAAAAGCACCUCCAAACUCCAAGACGUACCACCAAGUGCAUAUGGACAUCUCCACCUGCAGAUUCCACUCAAUUUCACUGACUUGGACGUAUAUCACCAUUCCUUCAUCACUGCUAGUUCUAAAUCCUGCAGCUCCCUAUUCAACAGCACUGAGGGAGUACUUUCACCAGAAGGACUGCAGUGGUUCUAGGGUGGUUAAUGCUGGCCUUGGCAAUGGCACCCUGAUCUUGGAAAAUGAAAAAAUAAACAAAGUGGAUGGAAAGCCCGUACUUGAUGUAGCUGA
Pristis pectinata (smalltooth sawfish) is the source of this 3255-nucleotide messenger RNA. RefSeq names its product peptidylprolyl isomerase (cyclophilin)-like 2 (gene ppil2). Gene Ontology annotation, molecular function: ubiquitin-ubiquitin ligase activity; peptidyl-prolyl cis-trans isomerase activity. Gene Ontology annotation, biological process: protein polyubiquitination; protein peptidyl-prolyl isomerization; protein folding. The coding region runs from base 113 to 1684 and encodes 523 amino acids. NCBI's taxonomy places the organism in Eukaryota, Metazoa, Chordata, Chondrichthyes, Rhinopristiformes, Pristidae. Gene Ontology annotation, cellular component: catalytic step 2 spliceosome. The record is from RefSeq and is a predicted model, not a curated record. The transcript has 20 exons.